This is a messenger RNA of Scylla paramamosain (green mud crab), 6710 nucleotides long. RefSeq names its product AP-1 complex subunit gamma-1-like (gene AP-1gamma). The transcript has 19 exons. Gene Ontology annotation, cellular component: membrane coat; AP-1 adaptor complex; Golgi apparatus. The record is from RefSeq and is a predicted model, not a curated record. Gene Ontology annotation, molecular function: clathrin-cargo adaptor activity. Gene Ontology annotation, biological process: intracellular protein transport; Golgi to vacuole transport. NCBI's taxonomy places the organism in Eukaryota, Metazoa, Arthropoda, Malacostraca, Decapoda, Portunidae. The coding region runs from base 157 to 2862 and encodes 901 amino acids.
AGGCUAUACUGGGGAGAGGAUUGGAGCUGCCAUUUUGGCCAGUCAGACGAUGUCAACAUUGUCCCAUUACUUGUCAUUUCAAACAUUUUCUGACACACCCAAGUAUAGUACUGUAACAAGUUAGAGCUACAUGAACAAAACGAGAGUCUCGGCACAAUGUCGAGCAUAAAACAGGUGAUCAACGAUGCAGUGGAGAAAGGUAAGGAGGUAUACGAAAAAGUACGUCAGCCUAACCCCAUACGGCUGCGGGACCUAAUACGACAGAUCCGGUCAGCCAAAACUGCAGCAGAGGAGCGAGCAGUGGUAAACAGGGAGUGUGCAUACAUUCGGCUUACUUUCAGGGAAGAGGACUCAGUGUGGAGAUGUCGCAAUGUUGCCAAACUUCUGUACAUACACAUGCUGGGAUACCCAGCUCACUUUGGCCAGAUGGAGUGCCUCAAGCUGAUAGCCUCACCACGUUUCACAGACAAGCGCAUUGGUUACCUAGGGGCCAUGCUGUUGCUUGAUGAAAGGCAGGAUGUCCACCUUCUCAUUACCAACUCCUUGAAGAAUGACUUGAAUUCUUCAACUCAAUUUGUACAAGGGCUGGCACUCUGCACCCUUGGGGCCAUAGCUUCUCCAGAGAUGUCUCGGGAUCUGGCAGGAGAGGUGGAGAGGCUUCUCAAGUCCUCCAAUGCUUACAUAAGGAAAAAGGCUGCUGUAUGUGCCUUGAGAAUUAUAUUGAAGGUGCCAGAGCUGAUGGAAAUGUUCCUUCCAGCCACACGCUCACUCCUGUCUGAAAAGAAUCAUGGUGUGCUCAUAACAGGGGUCACGCUGAUCACAGAGAUGUGCCUCCAGUCUCCUGAUAUGCUAGCUCACUUCAAAAAGAUUGUACCCAACUUGGUGCGCAUCCUCAAGAACCUCAUCAUGGCUGGCUACUCUCCUGAGCAUGAUGUGCAGGGUGUGUCUGAUCCUUUCCUGCAGGUGAAGAUCUUGAAACUGCUGAGAAUUCUUGGGUGUGGUGACAGUGAUGCUUCAGAGACCAUGAAUGACAUCUUGGCCCAGGUAGCAACUAACACAGAAUCCUCCAAAAAUGUGGGCAAUGCCAUCUUGUAUGAGACAGUCCUCUCCAUCAUGGACAUCAAGAGCGAAAGUGGACUCAGGGUUCUGGCUAUCAACAUCCUUGGUCGGUUCUUGCUUAAUGCAGAUAAGAAUAUUCGUUAUGUAGCACUCAACACUCUGCUGAGAGUUGUCCAUGCUGACAACUCUGCCGUCCAGCGUCACCGCUCCACCAUCCUUGAAUGUUUAAAGGAUGCAGAUAUCUCCAUCAGGAAGCGUGCUAUGGAACUAUGUUUUGCACUUAUCAAUGGCAAUAAUAUUCGCACCAUGAUGAAAGAACUGCUCACCUUCCUUGAGAAUGCCGAGCCAGAGUUUAAAGCCACUUGUUCCUCAAAGUGUGUUCUUGCAGCAGAGAAGUAUUCACCCAAUGUCAGGUGGCACAUUGACACCCUUCUGAAGGUGGUGGAAGCGGCUGGGAACCAUGUGCCAGAUGAUGUGGUAUCCUCCACCAUACAGCUUAUCUCUGAGACUCGAGCCGAGCAGGCAUAUGCUGUAGGGGAGUUGUGGCGACAUCUGUCUGUGGCACAACUUGAGUUCCAGCCAAUGAUUCAGGUGUCCACAUGGUGUAUAGGGGAAUUUGGUGACCUGCUGCUAAAUGGUCAAGCUGAUGUUACUGUAGAAGAGACUCAAAUCAUAGAAAUUUAUCAAAAAAUUUUAUGGUCUUCACAAUGUUCUAUAACAACUAAAGAAUAUGCCCUGACUUCCCUCAUGAAGCUCUCUGCACGUCUCAAUCAAGAAGUGGGGUCAAUACAGCAAGUUGUUAGUGCAUUUGGAUCUCAUCUUAAUAUAGAGCUUCAACAAAGAGGAAUAGAAUAUAGCCAACUAUUCACAAGACACAACCACAUGAGGGGUCCCUUGCUGGAACGUAUGCCACCCUUUGAGGGAGUGCGGGGAAGUGGGACAGAAGGAGAAAAGGGAGGGGUAGCCAUUACCAAUGGCCUUGACAACUCUCCUGAUAACCAAAGUCUCCUCAAUGACCUCUCCUCUCCAAACAACAACAAUAACAUCAACAGUACCCAUGAAAAUAAUGAAUCGAAUGCAUUGUUGCUGUUGCUGGGUGGCAUUGAACCAGGGGAAGGAGAUACAGUGCAGGCAUCCACCUCUCCUGCUACCUCCACCACUAAUACCACUCCAGCUCCUCGCUCCACAGUUAAUGCAGAUAUAUUAGAUCUCUUGGGUCUGGAACCUGGCCCAACUGCCCCCUCCUCCACCACUACCACCAGCACCAGCCCAGCCCAGCUCUCCCACACCAAUAACAGCAGUAGCCCAGCCCUCCUGCUUGAUGGUCUGCUGAACAAUACACCCUCCACCACCACCACUACCACCACUGGCAUUGCUCCCCUUAGUACCCCAACUGCAAACUCCACUACCCUACCUACCAAUAAUUUCAUAAUUCCUCAGAGUCUAUCACAGCCCAGUGUGCCUGGUAUUGUUGCUUAUGACAAGAAUGGCAUGAAAUUGGACAUGACAUUUGAGGUGCACGACAGUGUGACAACCAUCAACAUGUUGGCCACUAAUACUUCUCUGGCCCAAGUGACAGACUUCCUCUUUCAGGCUGCUGUUCCCAAGUCACUCCAACUGCAGAUGAUGACUCCAAGCAGUACCAGCAUGGCUCCUUCUGCUACACUGACCCAGGUUAUUAAAGUCAACAACCCAAGUAAGGUACCACUGAGGAUGAGAAUGCGGUUAUCAUGGCAAGCAAAUGGUUCGGUAGUACAGGACCAGGGAGAAAUAAGUCACUUCCCUCCAGCUCUGUGGCAGUGACACCACCUGUGGCCUCUAUGUCUAGCAACCACAACCCUCAUCUCCUGCUCCUCCUUCAUCCCCAGUCUACCAUACCUGACACCUAGCCCUCUCUUCAUGCUAAGGACUUGCCAUCCUCACAAUAUCCAGAACACAUUCUUUCAUCAAUCCUUCCACAACUUCUAUUUUAUAUAAAUUAACCUUCACUAGAGGAUUUCAAAAUCUUGUGUAUUAAGUGAUGAAUGAUAUAUAUUUUAUAAAUCUAUUCCUUAACAUAGUCAGUAAAAUAUUUAUUUGUUUGUGGGCAGUUCUUCUGAGUCUCAUUGCUUUUUCCACCACUAGCCAGCAGCCUACUACCCUGAAGGUUCUCAUCUCCUGGUUGCCAAAAUUGUUUUUGUUUUCUUUUUUCUUUUAUUUAUUUAUUUUAUUUUAUUGUUUUUUCCCCUCUGGAGCAGGAUAGUCACAUGUUUAACAUUUCCAUAAUGAAUAACAUGGGGUUAAAGUGUCAUCAUUACAUCUAAUGUUAUAUCUUGAUCUUCUCCCCUUCCCUUUAUUACACAAGUGCAUCAUACUUGUAACACACUGCAUUUUAGGUCGGAUGGCAGGGAUGCUGAUAUGAAAACUCUUAUUGUAAGUUUGUUUUUCCCUUUUUUUCAUGUUCAUCAAAGUUACAUGCUGGACUAAAUGAGUUUUGAAUCAGCAAUAUUUCUUAUUCACUGAAGAUGCUUGAAUUUCUUAAAGGUAUCAUUUCUUCCAUGAACAUUUUUUAUACCACAUUAAUCUAGAACAGCUAAGUGCAGCAGUACUGUGUAUUUUUCUUGACAUCUUUCCCCUCUAUGUAUAUUUUUUUAUUUAGAAUAUUUGCACAAGUGACAUGACUCAAAGUUUGUUCCAACCACCAAGAAGAGUGAAUAUUAUUUUCCAAUACUUUUUGUUCUUAUUUAAUUAACAGCAUAAUAUUUAUUGAAAUCAAGUUUUCAUUUAUUUUGUGUGGUUAAUUACAAAUGAAAAAAAUCCUCCCAGAAUGGAUAGCAUAGUGCCAGGAAGGUGAACUAAGCACAAGGUAGUUGAUUGUGCAUUGAAGGUACUUGUGUCAUAAACCACCCACAGGUCAUAUGCUAAUUUGUACCAUAUUGUGACUUACUGGUAGAUCAAAAUGAACAAAUAGAUGACUAGAACCUGAUUAAAUUCAAAUGAAUUCAUUCCAGUUUGCUGCAAAAUAUAUGGAUGGAAAUUUUAUGAAACAGCUUUUAAGAUAUCAUGAUCUACAGUCAGAAUAAUUAAGACUUUUUUCCCAUCAGAAGUUGCUAAGACUAUUUAGAAAACAGGAUGGUUAGAUUUUUAUUUAUUUAUUUAUUUUUUAUUUAUUUUUUUUAUUAGUAAACAAGAAAAAUAAUCUCCUUCAAUAACCAUCAAACACAGGUUACAGCAUACCAAUGAAAGUGCAUGUAGGAGAAAAUGGUCCAGUAUCUUGAUAAGGAAGUAACAGGAAAUCCAUAACAUUUGUCAGCAAAGAAACUCAAUGGCUUAAAAUUGACCAGUACCAUCUUAAAUAAUUAAAGCAUAUGAUACCAGUAAAAUACUAAAUAAAUAGUCUGCUACAUGGCCUUUACUAGUAUAUACAUCUCUUAGAGAAUUAUGGAUUCAUCAUUAAAGUGUGUUUUGCAUUUUUAAAAUACACUAUAUGAACCUAUUGGUGUAGUGAUAUUUAUCUAUUUUUCCCAAAAAAAAACAAAGGUUACAUUUCAGUACUUCAUUGAUGGAAUUCUCAUAAAAAAGAAGAAACAUUUUUGUGGUUCUUUUGCAGAGACUUGCUAUGUUUUCUGAUUGCAAUAUGUCCCACUGAUAGUCAAACAUUUUGGUGGAUCUGAUAGAUUUGGCAGUUCUAAUCAGAAUCAUAUGCCUUUCUUGUUAAUAGAUAAAGCUGCACUGAUAAAGAAGAGGAAGACUUCCUCCCACAUUGGUAUAAAAGCUACCACUUGAAACAGGCAAACACUUGCUCCACCUUGCAUUAAUAUAAUUUUGGUACUUUACCCCAAGAAUAAAACCUUCUCUGGGUGACACUAGACAUUUUGCAUUUUUGUACUUAUAUUUUCUUGCUAUAGUAGAAAUUUGACGGUUUGUUUAUAAUUUCUAUGUAUGUAGGAUUUACUUUUGUGAUUUGUUUAUAUAUGAUUUUAUAUUUAAGCCAUCAUGAAGUAAUUUAAAGAAAUGCAUAGGAGUGUACUUAGUGCUGCUGAGCUAUGUUGUGUGUGUGUGUGUGUGUGUGUGUGUGUGUGUGAGUGUGAGAGAGAGAGAGAGAGAGAGAGAGAGAGAGAGAGAGAGAGAGAGAGAGAGAGAGAGAGAGAGAGAAUGCGUAAUCACAUUUGUGUCUGCAGAUGUGCAUGUAAGCUUUCAGAUUUUAUUUCUCUUUUUCCCAAUACCCUGUUGCUUCAGCCAAAUACUAUUUAGCUAUAUCUUCAGUUCAUUCUUAAUGUAAAGUAUGGACGAUAUAUGUCAACUCUACAGUCCUCAUCACUUUUCAGCCCUCUUUUUCAUAAUAAUUUGGCUGAACAUUGUGAUUAUGUUUUAAGGGUUUCCCAAAUAGUAAAAUAUAAUUUGCAGUUAUAUACUUGCUGGUUUCAGUGACAUGCUCUAGAUAAGACUCCUGUUGUUUGACAUUAAUACACCAUAUUUUAUAUCAGCAAAAACAAAAUUUAUGUAAAUACAUGAGAACAGAAGUUGAGGUAGAUGUUGAAUCAUUGUUGUAAAUAUUUGUUAUACACUGAUGCACAGUAAGGGGGGAUUUAAAGAACAACAAAAGCUCAGCUGUUAUUUUUUGGCUGUAUUUGCAGAACAAUCCAUCCACACCAACAUUUUGCCAAGUGUUUUAUGUAUUUUAUUAAUGAAAAGUAUUAUUUGUUAACUUAAUUUUACAAAAUUAAGCCCAAGACAACCUGUGACAAUUUUUUGUGAUAUGAAGAAGUCAGGGGACUGGUUCACUGGUCUUGUGAGGCAUUACUUUGUUUCACAACAGAAUCCUCAGACCCAAGAUGUGUAUAUUUUCUGCAACUUAUCUUAAUAUCUUACUUUAUGUAUUGUUUGUAUAUUUUGUCAUUUAGAAAUUGAUGUAUCUAUAUAUUAUUUGUUAAACCAAUUGAUUUACAAAACUGUAUAUAAACUUCAAGGGCUGCUUUCUAAGAAUUACUAGGACAGUGUCGAUCCCAGACCAGCAGAGAGACCAGUGUGGUAGGUGAAGGUUUACAGUUUACAGACUUAUGUUCAAAGUGAGGAAAAUUCAUGGCCUAUGAGGGCAGAUGUAUGUCUAACAACAUUUAUCGUAUGUUUGUGAGUUUGACAUGUCAGCCAGGAAUGAUUUAUCCCUGAAAAGAAGGCAGUUUAAAACAAUAUCAAGUCAUAUGCCAGAAAAUAUGCUCUAAUCAGUUAUUGAUUUUCCUUUAUUGGAGACAGUUUGUAAGUAAAAAAAAAAUAAUUAUUUUUAAAAUCUUUAAUUAACAAUGCCAUUAAUGUUUUGUCAGCUUGCAUUUGAGUGAUAGAACUUAAGCUUGAUAUGUUUAAUCGUGUGUUAAUUUUAUUUUACUUGAGAACUGUCUUGAGAUACUUUGGUUACUGGAUAUCUCACCUUAUUUGGCCAUGUACUAGUACUUGGUGUCUGAGGAGUCAGGAGAGCCAUGCACUGAUCUUCAGUUAAUGUGUGGCUGCUGGCAUCCCUCUCAGCUGAGUCAUGGGUGCUGGCACACCCCACCUCUUAUUUGAUAGUUGGCCAGGUCCACAAAGCCAUUCCAUGUUCUCUGGUGAUGUAAAUGAGCCCUCUGGCAUCAUGUCAUAUUGAUCAUUUGGGGAAAAAUAAAUUUAUCAAAGAGUUUUUA